This is a messenger RNA of Aethalodelphis obliquidens (Pacific white-sided dolphin), 1012 nucleotides long. It is a transcript of the gene MRPS2, whose product is annotated as mitochondrial ribosomal protein S2. Gene Ontology annotation, cellular component: ribosome; mitochondrial small ribosomal subunit. NCBI's taxonomy places the organism in Eukaryota, Metazoa, Chordata, Mammalia, Artiodactyla, Delphinidae. Gene Ontology annotation, biological process: translation. The transcript is spliced from 4 exons. Bases 67 to 972 code for a protein of 301 amino acids. Gene Ontology annotation, molecular function: structural constituent of ribosome. The record is from RefSeq and is a predicted model, not a curated record.
GCUCGUGGGGCCGCGCCUGCACGUCUUCCGCGUCUGUCCGUCCGUCCGCCUACCGGAGUCCACGCCAUGGUACCCGGCUCGGUCUUACCCCGGCUGCUCGGCGCAGGUGUCCGGCGCUGGCCGCUCCAGCUGCACCUCGUCCAGACGGCGACCCCGGGCCCGAUGGGACCGAGCGGCAGGACGCUGGGGAGCGCCGUGGCCUCCGCGGCCCGGGAGCCCGAGCGCAGCAGCGAUCUGAACGAGAGGAUCCUGAGCGAGCCCCUCAAGCACUUAGACUUCUUCAAUGUCAAGGAAUUGUUUUCUGUAAGAAGUCUCUUCGAUGCCCGGGUGCACCUGGGACACAAAGCUGGCUGUCGGCACAGGUUCAUGGAGCCGUAUAUCUUCGGGAGCCGCUUGGACCAGGACAUCAUUGACCUGGAACAGACGGCGACGCACCUGCAGCUGGCCUUGAAUUUCACGGCCCAUGUGGCCUAUCGCGAGGGCAUCAUCCUGUUUGUGAGCCGCAGUCGGCAGUUCUCACACCUGAUCGAGAACGUGGCCCGGGACUGCGGGGAAUACGCCCAUACCCGCUACUUCAAGGGCGGCCUGCUGACCAAUGCGCCCCUCCUCCUGGGCCCCAGCGUCCGCCUGCCAGACCUCAUCAUCUUUCUGCACACGCUCAACAACGUCUUUGAGCCCCACAUAGCCGUGAGGGACGCGGCCAAGAUGAACAUCCCCACCGUGGGCAUCGUGGACACCAACUGCAACCCAUCCCUCAUCACGUACCCCGUCCCGGGCAAUGACGACUCGCCCCCGGCCGUCCAGCUCUUCUGCAGGCUCUUCCAGACCACCAUCAACCGGGCCAAAGAGAAGCGCAAGCAGGUCGAGGCCCUGUACCGACUGCAGGGCCAGGAGGGCGCCAAGGGCCGCGGCGCAGCCGACCCUCCUUCCCCGGGAGUGCAGGCCGAGCUGGACUUGGGUCAUUCCCCUUGACCUGCCUGCUCUUCUCCCGAGUGAAACAGCAGCCGAGUCU